GUUUAUGAAGAAGUUAAAGUGAAGUCUGAUCAAACAGCAAAACACAUGAAGGUCCAGGCCCGACGCACAGAGAGGCAGAUUCAGGAGCAGUUUAAGAAGCUUCACCAGUUUCUAGAGGAGGAAGAGGAGGCCAGGAUGGCUGCACUGAGGGAGGAAGAGGAGCAGAAGAGUCAGGUGAUGAAGGAGAAGAUGGAGGCUCUGAGCAGAGAGAUAGCAGCUCUUUCAGACACAGUCAGAGCCACAGAGGACGAGCUGAGAGCUGAAGACGUCUCAUUCCUGAACAACUACAAGGCUGCAGUGGAAAGAGUCCAGCAGCGCCCCCUGCUGGAGGAUCCACAGCUGCUCUCAGGAGCUCUGAUAGACCAGGCCAAACACCUGGGCAACCUGACCUUCAACAUCUGGAACAAGAUGAAGGACAUGGUCUCCUACACUCCUGUGGUUCUGGACCCAAACACUGCUGGUCCAGACCUCAUCCUGUCUGAAGAUCUGACCAGUGUGAGACGAGGAGAGGAACAGCAGCUUCCUGCUAACCCAGAGAGGUUUGAUGGAUACUAUAUGUGCUCUGUUCUGGGUUCUGAGGGAUUUAACUCUGGGACUCACAUCUGGGACGUCCAGGUUAGAGACAGUACAGACUGGUCUCUGGGGGUGAUAGCAGAGUCUGUCCAGAGGAAGAGAGACAUACUGUCUGGAUUAUGGUCAAUAUGGUUCAAUGGAAGUAAAUACAGAGCUUACUCUCCAUCAUCAGAUCCGUUCACUGUUCUCAACAUCCAGAAGAAAUUCCAGAGGAUCAGAGUGAAACUGGACUGGAACAGAGGAAAGCUGUCGUUCUCUGAUCCUGAAACCAACACACACAUACACACUUUCACACACACCUUCACUGAGAGGAUGUUUCCAUAUAUAAACACUCAGAAUCUCCAUCUGAAGGUUUUACCAGUGAAGGUCUUUGUGUCUGUAGAACAACAGAAAUAGAAGAUGUUGACGGUGAUGAUGACGCACUUCAUUUUCUUCUGAGUCUUUGAGGAACAUGUGAUGUUGUCCUGAUGAUGAUGAUGAUGAUGGUUUUCAUGGUGAUGAAGAUAAUAUCUGCAGUAUAACAUAUAUAAAGUGUGGUGUGAACGCUGGAUGCUGAGAACUUGACGCUACACUGAAUUGUCGGUUUAAUUUUUUUGGCAAAGUUGAAUAUUAAGAAUAAUAGGAAAAGUGGGAAUCGGUUUAAUUCGUAUGAAUGUCAUCGACAAGAUGAAUGACGACAAUAAUGUAUAAAAGAUGUGGAAUAUUUGAAGGUUUUGAAAGAUGAAGCGA
Molecule: messenger RNA, 1302 nt
Organism: Anarrhichthys ocellatus (wolf-eel)
Lineage: Eukaryota; Metazoa; Chordata; Actinopteri; Perciformes; Anarhichadidae
Product: nuclear factor 7, ovary-like
Exons: 1
Molecular function (GO): protein binding
Source: RefSeq, a predicted model, not a curated record